Molecule: messenger RNA, 3198 nt
Organism: Penicillium cataractarum
Lineage: Eukaryota; Fungi; Ascomycota; Eurotiomycetes; Eurotiales; Aspergillaceae
Exons: 3
Coding region: 1-3198 (1065 amino acids)
Source: RefSeq, a predicted model, not a curated record
AUGGUCGACACAAAUUCUAUGAAGAGCGCGUUCAUGGGCAUGGCUCGGUCCGCCUGCGAAAUAACAGAGACCCUUAUAGAAGCCUAUGCUCCCUACAAAGAAAUGAACCGGAGUGUGGCCGCAACAUAUGGAAUUCUCCAGAGUUGUCUGCCACAGUUCCGUAUAUUCAAGACGGGCAGGCUGUUCGAGGGCUUCGUCUUGCCGAACCCUGAUGAGAAUAGCCUUACGCGGGUCGAAAUACUAGCCGCCAUGGCUAGAGUCAAGGUGGGUAUUAACGGGUUUCAACAAAAUGAGCGCGCUUUACGAUUGCCCAAUGGAGAACUACGAGAAAGGCUUUUGUGUAGCCGCGGGGUCCUGGAUAAAAUUUCGGAAAAUCUAUUGGAUUUAGCAAAGGGUUUCAAUACGGCUCUAAAGGCAAUCGCUCGUCACAAAGCUUCUCCGGAAACGCCUAGGAGUGAGGAAAGGGCAGAGUUCUUUGAUAUUGUCGCACCCACAGUUCGGCAAGGAUAUUCGAAUCCGAUUUCAGAGCAUCACGAUCUCGGAAUCAAGAAGCCGGAGGUGACAUAUUCUAGACCUAUACAAGGCGAUACUUCUAUCCAGCAGGGAUCGGACGAAGUGGAUCCGAUUCCUGAUUUUCAGAUCGAUAUCCCGACAAUCAUUAGCAAGAUAAAGUGGGAAACCCAAAACAAACAACACCAACGGAUCGUGUCUUUAUUGUCUUCAUUGCGCACACCUGAAAUGGAGGAGAACUUGACUACGAAGCCCAUCGAAAAUGCUUCAGAAGGUGAUGAGAAAUGUGCACCCCGCGAUUUCAAGACACCAUUCCAGUCUACAACCGAGACCGUGCUUUCCCAGAACAAAGAUCCAAACACGCCGCUUUAUUCUUGCAAAAUCUGUCACUCCGUGGGGAGAUGGUCAGACGAGGACUUUAUGCAGCGCUUGCAUGAUAGUCAUAAGCAGACAUGGCUUUGCCCUUACGGACGUUGCCAUGUUGUUCACAGUUCCUUCGAUGAGAUGGAGAAGCAUGUGCUCGUGACUCAUCAUGAUUUACUUUCGCGAGAGGUUCUAAGCCAAUAUGUUGCAGAAAGCUGUCCAAUCUGUCAGAAACCUGUCGCCAACCGCGAGGGAUUUGAAGCUUGCGCCUGUCGCCUGUCAUCGGGCUGGACUGCUGAAAAGCCUGCCGAUCAAAAUCCUGUGGAAUCCAAGCACCGUGGUGCUUCCGAAGGAGAAAAACAUCAAAAUAGCAGGGCAAGAAAGAAUGACAACGAGGUGGCGAGAAGCUCAAGUUACUCUAAUGAGGAAAUGACUGAAACGGAUGACUUUGAGUCAGACAUAUCAACCGCACCAUCUAUCUUCUCCUUGGCAACUCUGCCCUCGACGACUAUGACAACAGAUACGCGACUAACUAUGGAUGAGAUGCAGACGGCAAUCGAGGAGCUUGUCGGCAUCUUCUUCUAUGAUAGACGAAUGUCAUCACUCUACGUACAAGCCAUCGUGGAAAAGAAGAUUUCACCAGACCGCUUCGUCCGCAAUUUUCGACGACUAAUAAAGGGAUUUGCAAUGAAUCUCAAAGAUGAAGCGCGUGAAGCAAUUGAAUUCGAUCUUGCAAAGCUAAUCGCAACCCGGGCUUGUCUUAUCGCUGACAAAAUUGGAAGCAAGCUUGAGUUGGGAUACAUGGAUGAGUGGCCGUACACUCCCGCCGCCCGGAACGUUGGAAGAGACUUGACAGCUUAUAUUAAAGCUAAGCCAUCAAUACCAGAAGAAAUCCUCGAGUCAAGCAGUGAUGAGGAUGAAGAACACCUAGAGACAUUUCUGGCGCUGGUGUCUCACGGCCGAAGCUUUAUUCUGGAAAGCGCUGCAUUCGACAACCUACGAAAGGAAUUGGAGGAAUUUGUCAAUCCUAAUCGUUCGGCCGAAUUCUGGUUCGAUAUUAAAUUUAGAGCAUUAGCAUUUGGACUGAGGUUCUCUCCUUCAUUUCUGCGGGGACUUCCGUUGAGGGCCAGUGACUUGGAGUUCCAGAUUAAAUUUGGACCAUCUGCUGCAAUCGAAGGCAGCAUUGUCUUUCGAAGUCUUUGGGGACUUCGGGUAAUAGAUAUAGCUGCAACGAGGGCGAAGCUCCAGGCGAGAGGCAUGGAAAAAUACCCACUUUUGAAUACGAUUCAACGGUUUUGCCGGGGAGAAGGCGACAUACCAGAGAAGCAUAAGCGAUUCAGAUGGACCAACCGGCAUGGCAAAAGACUAUAUGAUGACUAUGUUGAACAUGAACCGGGUGCUCUUCAAGCUCUUCAAGAAUAUUUGGGGGCAACGACAGUGCCGAAAUCGAGAGCUGGUGAUCGUAGUCAAGGUCAGAGCCAAACCUCGUCUGCAGCGGCUCGGUAUACCCCAAAUUCCAGCGGCCUUCACGCAAGGUCCUGUACAUCUACAGCUUCAUCCGGCGAUAUCACCGAUCAAACUAUCGCCGAUCCAGACAGUGAACCUGCUAUAGCCUCUCAAGGCAUGGGAACAGGCAGCCAGUCAUCACGUCCGCUUCUUCUCCUUUCUUGUAUUGACCGCCGUGGCCGGCCAAUGAAGCUACACCAAGAAUACGUCACACAUAUCACCGACGAUCGACAACUCUUCCAUGCACUGCGAAAUAUCUACUUCAGUCACCAACGAAAGUUGGAAUCAUUCUGGUCAUUCAGGACCCUGCAUAGUAUCCAUUUCAUGAAGUUCCUCUACGCCGGCACAAACUACAUAGACAUACGCUGUCACCACGAAAUCUGUAUCCCCGGUCAACCCUGCGCCUGCAUCCCACCACCAAGCCUCGUCCCCCCACACGGGUCAACAUACCAAUGCCGCCCCAUCCCCUCAAAGCACUCCCCACCAGUCGGCCCACGCCUAAUGAUGGAUUUCUUCGCAGACCCGGACAGCCGCGCCCCAGGUUCAGAUCUCGUCAUGCAACAGUUACCCAAGAAACUAGACACCGAACGAACCUCAGAUGGCCUCGAGGUCACCGAGGCGUGGGGGAUAUUCUACCGGGAGGAGUGGAAUUGGAAACGGAUAUGGGGGGUUCUGGUGUUUGGGUUUUUCCCGCCGAGUCUGCUUUUUGGUGUUUUGUGGGGGAUUCUGAGGAAGGAUGUUCAAGGGGCGUUUGGGGUUGCGAGUUGGUGGAUGGCUGGGGCGACGAUUCUGCUUGGGAGUUUUGCGACUGCUGUGUGA